GAAUCAACAGACCAAAUGAGUGUGAAGUUUAUAUCAGUCGGUGGAAAUUGGUGUUUAAAUAUCAGCAAAAGUGAGGAAAUCUACGGAAAAUGUCCCUCAAGUUCUACUCAACGGUGGCCAGUCCGCCCUCCUUAGCGGUUCAGCAAUGCCUAACAUAUCUGGAUGUUCCUUUUGAACUGGAAGACCUGCUCUAUACUAGUGGGCGUCAUAUGAGCGAGGAGUUUGCAAAGAUAAACCCCCAAAAAGAGCUGCCAGUGAUCGAUGAUAAUGGAUUCCAGUUGAGUGAAAGCAACGCCAUUCUUCAGUAUCUAGCAGAUAAAUACCCGAAGGACCAAACCUUAUAUCCGAAGGACGUUAAGGAAAGAGCGCUAGUCAAUCACCGACUCUGUUUUGAUCUCUCCACCUACUACAAACACAUUUGCGACUAUGCGGUCAAUCCUCUGCUUUUUGACUACCAGAAAACCCCUCUGAGCUUGAAAUUGACCCGGAUUGCGUUGAGCAACUUUAACACUUAUUUGGAAAGAACUGGCACAAAGUACGCAGCUACAAAUAAUGUAACCAUAGCGGACUUCCAGCUGGUAACUUCAACAAUGUGCCUGGAAGCCAUCAAGUUUGACUUAUCCGACUACCCGCUGAUCCAAAAGUGGUACUCCACCUACAAGCAAGAGAACCCUGCGCUUUGGAAAAUCGUAGAGCCCAGCGUCCAAAUACUUGGAUACUUGGUGAAUAAUCCGCCGGAUUUAAGCAAAAUGGAGCAUCCAAUCCAUCCAAUACGGAAAAGUUGAUUCGACUUCAAAUUGUAGAUGCUUAAAAUAAAGUUUGCCAUUUUUGAAAACCCGAUCUUUAUUUUGCCAUUUCUCGCAAAAAUUAUUGGUUUACAACUCAGUUAGUUUUAGCCUUGAAGGUGCCAGUUUGGAACGCAGCGCCGCGCAGUCAUCUUGCAUCUCGCCUCGAUUUCUAUGGGAGCGAGAGAAACAACCGAUGCCAGAAACGUUCCCGACUGCCAAAUCAGUUUCACUUAACUCAACAAAAAUGCGAAAGCAAUAAAUUUGCAUACAAGAAACUGGUUGGAAAAUAAGAGCUGUGAAUUGGAAACCGAUGCAUUAUAAUCGAGUGAAGCGGAAAAUCCAUUUCGACAGCUAAUGCAGACCAAAAGCUCUAAUAGUUUGACGGCCAAGCAAAACUGCUCAGAAACGCAUCUAGCGACUAUAAAAACCUCUGGAGAAGCGUCUUCUGAGUAUAAGGACCCACUGGAAAUCCUAUAGCCAAUAAUCACUAGCCAGAAAAUUUGGCAACAAAUUAAAGUGUUCAGAAUGACAUUCUGCCACUCUAGAAAUUCUGGAGAAGCUUCUAAGAUCAGAAGCAACCACAAACUCACUCGGGUAAUGCUCCAAAGCUCUCAAAGUUCGGGGAUCAAGUGAAAGUGCUCAGAAACGCUUCUAGGGACUCUGAAAAUGCCGGAGAAGCUUCUUCUGUGUUCAGAAGCAACAGCACAGACACUCUGGGAAUGCCACAAGCAAUUUCUACAAAAUCGUGAUUUAAAGCGAGCUUUUCAACUUUCAUCCGAGUUGUUAAUGAUGUCUUUUUUAUUAAAACGCUCCAUUCCUUUUCUAGUCCUUUGCCUUUAAGUCCCAUUAAACGUGCUGAUAACCGAAGCGAUUCACAACCAAGCAUAGUUAUGAUGAAUUAAUAAGUUGGCAACCAGAAACUGUUGGCCUUGCAUUAUACGAUCAUGCUUCAAAUAACAAUAAAUUAAAUGAUAUCAAUUUAAACCCAUUAGUGGCUUCCAUCGAGUGUAAAACCGGUCUGGGAGAUCAGUUGAGUGCUGCCGAUCUGCAUGUGAGCAUCUGAUCAAGAAGCCAAAAAUAACAUUGGCUAGAUUUUAGUAAAUUUUAGAAGCUGACAAAAUGCCUCUGAAGUUCUACUCAACAUUGGCCAGUCCGCCGUCUUUAGCUGUGCGACAAUGCUUGGCUUAUCUGGAUAUUCAGUAUGAGCUGGAGGACUUGGAUUAUAGCAGUGGGACGCAUAUGAGCGAGGAAUUCGCAAAG
Molecule: messenger RNA, 2048 nt
Organism: Dendroctonus ponderosae (mountain pine beetle)
Lineage: Eukaryota; Metazoa; Arthropoda; Insecta; Coleoptera; Curculionidae
Product: glutathione S-transferase 1-like
Exons: 4
Coding region: 90-785 (231 amino acids)
Biological process (GO): glutathione metabolic process
Molecular function (GO): glutathione transferase activity
Source: RefSeq, a predicted model, not a curated record